AUGAAGACUCGUGGAUAAAAGACAGAACCUAACUAUGCAUAUCAAUUCAAAAAGGACCAGAUCCUAGGACAAAGUGAAAAAGGCAAGCCAGUCUUUUACAAAGUAGUGGAAGAUUUAAAAACUAAUGACCACAAAUCCUAAUUAAAAGUAGUAAGACUGGAGUAGCAGGAGAAGCAAAAGGACGGCAAAGUAGUCUACAAAGAGUCAUAAGAAGCACUAUUAUCCGUUAAGGAAAGAACGUAAGAAAAGAUAUUAUUUUUUAGUAAAAUUGUGGAAGAUGUUGAAGUAAAAUCCACAAAACCAAAUCCAAGAAGUAAAUCAACUGUUACAUCUUUUGUAUUCCAAUAGGAUACAUUGUAAGAUAUUGCAAAGAGCGUUAAACAAAUUCCCGCCAAUACCAAGUAGUAAAAGAAACAGGUAAGUUCUGAAAGCGAAAGUGAAGAAGAGGAACCCCCCAAAAAAUAAACAAUAAAGAAAGGAACAAAAUAAGCAGUAAAAGAACAGACUCAAAAAAAGGAAGUCCAAAAAAUUACAAAAAAAAAGGUUGAAUCUGAAGACAGUGCUGAGGAAGAAGAAUCAUCUGAGGAAUAACCACCCAAAAAGUAAGUAACAACAAAAAAGCAAGCACAAAAGGUUGUGAAAACUAAUAAAAAACCAACAAAGUAAGUAAAAUAGUAAGAAAGUGAAUAGAGUUCUGAUGAGGAAAGUGAAUAAGAAUAAAAAAAGAAAAGAGCUACUAGAUAAGCUCCAUCCGGUAAGAAAGCUCAACCUGAAGUACCUCCAGUUUAGAAAAAAUAAAUCAAGAGAGGUAGAGCAUAGAAAAAGGAAGAGUCUGAUGAAUCUGAAGAAGAGUUUGAAGAAAAUGAAGUUCAAUCUCAAUCAGUUGAAGAAAAGAAAAAGAAAGGGAAAGCAGGUGCUAAGAAAUCUAAAUCGUAACCUGCUCAACCAAAAAAAUUCAUGAGAGGCAAAGCUAAUCCCAAUUACAGAGAAAUUAGGUAAACUAGUGAACAAUUAGAAGGAACAUCCUCAAAAUUCGUUGAUCAUUCAAGCAUCAUGAUGAAUAAUAAGGAGUUGAUUAGAGCUGCUCAAACAGAUGAUAUUUUUGCUCAUUCAUUAAAAAUUAGUAAUCUCUUUUAGAGAUGGGCUCCUGAAAAUGAUGCCAAUGCUAUUGAACUCAUUUUUAAAAGAUAAGAUAAAGCUAUGUUGCUUAAGUUUCUAAAGGCAAUGGAAAAAGUCAAAUUGGGAACUACUCCUAGAUGUUCUCUCAAGGAAAUAUAAACAGGAUAUAAUGAUUAAUAUGCUUAUGGUUCCAGAACGAGAAAGGUGGCCUUAGGCAGAGGAGGAAGAGAAGGAAAUAAUGCUUUUGUUUAUGAUUUGGAUCAGGAAGAUACUUUAACAGAGGAUUAAAUUGAGAGAUUAUUGAAAAUCGAAACUAAUCCUGAAUUCUUUGGGUUAAUGAUUGCCUAAUUGGGAGAGGAACAUCAAUAUUAUGAUCAAAUUGCAUUAGCAGUCAGAAGUGGAAAUUGGAAGACAGCUGGUUAUUUGGUUCAAAUGGCAAUGGAUAAAGGACAUAUGUAUGGGUUUAAUUAAGUUCAUGUUGAUGUUUUGAAUUACACAAGUGCCAGUCGCAUUGGUAAUAUUAAGAAACCCUCAGCCACAAAGAAAUCAGGUGGAACUUAUUUAGUUACUCCAAUCCAUUGUGCAGCUAUUAAUCCAAAUCAUGCAUGCCUAUAGAAAUUGUUAGAAAUUUCAUAGGAAUAUAAUAUUUUAGAUGAUUUUCAUAGGAAACCUGUCCAUUAUGCUGCUGUCGCAUAAACUUCAGCUUGUCUUAAGUUUUUAAUGGAUAAUAGUAUAGAUGUUAGAGAGGGAGAUCGAAAUAAGAGCACCCCAUUGAUAUUGGCAGCAUAAUAUGGUAGAACACAUAAUGUCGAAUUAUUGGCUUCUAAUAAUAUAGAUGGAAAAAAUAGAGAUGGAAAUGCAGCAAUUCAUGCCGCAUGUUUGGGAGGACAUUUGGAGACUGUAAAGGUUUUGUUAAAAAAUGGAGCAAAAAUUAAUUUGACAGGAUAAAAUAGAAUGACUCCAUUAAAUAUUGCAUGUGCAUAUGGCCAUUAUGAAUUAGCUAAGUAUUUAAUUGAAUAGGGAGCAAAAGUUUUGGCCAAGGAUAAAUAUGGAAGAACUUCUUGUGUUUUGGCUGCACGUAAUGGAAAUGUAAAGAUUCUUUCUUUAUUACUUUAUCAUGGAGCCGAAUAUGAUUAGCCAGACAGUUCUAAGAAUACUCCUCUUCAUUAUGCAGCAGCUUAUGGUUUUCCAGAAUGUAUAGAAGAACUAAUGAAGGCUGGAGCUGAUUAAAAUUUACCAAAUUCUUGGAAAUUGACUCCGUUGUCUGUGGCUCUAUAGAAGAAUCAUUUGGGAAUUGUUAAGAAGUUAUUGAGUUAUCCAACAACUGAUGUCAAUUGUAAAGAUGAUGAAGGCAGAACUUUGAUUUCUUCAAGUUUGAGUAAGUUUACAGUGGAUUCAUUUGAGUACAUGAAAUAUUUGAUUUUGGAGAAGAAUGCUGAUGUCAAGAUUGCAGACUUAUAAGAGAAGACUCCUUUGCAUUAUGCAGUAUUAUUGUCAAGAAAAGAAGCCAAGUAAUUUUAUCCUAAAUGGAAUGAAAUGAGCAAAGCAGAAAGAAGAGUUAUCAAAAAUAAGUAUGAGGAGUUAGUUCACGAGAUGAUUGAACUCUUAAUUAAUGCAGGUUCAGAUGUUAAUGUCUAAGAUAAUAAUGGAUAAACUCCAUUCAUUCAAUCAUUAAUUAGUUAGAAUUUCAAAGUGUCUGAAUUACUAUUGAAAUUGUCUACUCCUUCUGUUAACUAUGUUGAUAAAAAAGAUAGAAACAUCUUGCAUAAGUUAAUUGAAUGUAGAUUAUUCUAAAGUGAAAAGGGAUUUUCUAUUUUAUAGAAUAUCAUUAAGACUGUGGAUCCAACCUUUGUCAAUUAAUAUGAUGAAAAUGGAUGGAAUCCAAUACUUUAUCUAUUUUCUGAAUUUACAAGCACAGCAGAAUAAUAAUAUUCAAAAAUUUAUGAAAAAAAAGUAUCGGUUUUAUUAUAGAAAUUAUUCGAAGAGAAACAAAAGAUAUUAGUAGAAGAGGAGGAGAAGAUAAAUCAAGAAAAGAAGUUGAAAAAUAAUGAUUAGAAAGAUGGGAAGAAAAAUCUUCAGGAUGAAGAAGAAAAUGAAGAAGAUGAAGAUGAAGAAGGUGAAGGAGGAGAAGAAGAUGAAAAUGAAGAAGGAAGUGAUAAAGAUGAACUAGAAGUUGAAGAAAGCCAAAAAAUGAAGAUGAAAUUGAGGAUGAAGAUGAAGAUGAAAAUUAAGAUUAUUCUGAUGAAGAUGAUCAUCAUCCUUAAAAAACAAGAAAUGGAUUACUUGGAUCCACUAAUAUUUUUUCUAAACCUCAAGCAAAUGCUGUAAAAGUUAAGGAUUAAUACCACACUAAAACAUUUUAUUAUAAAAAUAAGCCAGUUAUAGUCUUUUUAAAGUAAGAUUAAGUUGAUGUUUUGGUCAAUGAGUCUAAACAAGAAUGUUUGGCUCUAUAAGAGGUAGUAAUUAAGCUAUAUCAAUUGCUCAUUAAUUUAGGAGCAGACUCUAAUUCAUCAAUCAUAAAGAGAAAGUAAUUUAGAGAAUAAAAAGAGGACCAAUAAGAGAAUACAGAUCAUCCUUAUAUUGAUGAGGGAGGUUAUACUAUAGCUCAUUUUAUUUUCAAGUCUUAUCAUAGCAUUAUCCUUCACUGAAGCUGCCUAAUAAAAUAUUUAUCCCAUUCAUCUUUUUGCAAAUUCAUGCAAUAUGAAUCAAGUUUGUGGUAGAGAAAACGAAAACAGUUAAACAUUUUUAGAGUAUGUAAUUAGUAAGAUUGAUGUCACUGUAAAGGAUGAAGAAUUAAAUACUCCAACAAGUUAGAUAGCUUGUAGAUACAAUUAUACCCUAGAUGGAAUCUUGGAUAUUCUAAUCUCAAAUGGAGGCAGUGUUAACAAUUUGAAUGAGGAAGAUGUAGUCCCAAUAUAAAAUUGGGUAAGGUAAGGUAAUGUUAAAGUUGUGGGGAUAUUUUUAACUAAAUUUAAGGCUGAUCCCAAUUUCCCUGAUAAGUCUAAAAGGACUGCCUUACAUCAUGCUAUCAAUUCAUCUAAUUCUGAAGCAGAUGCCAGUUUUGAGAUGGAACAUUUGUUAAUUAAGAAUGGAGCAAACACUAAUGCCUUAGACAUCUACAAGAGAACUCCCCUCUUCUAUGCAUUCACAAAAAUGACUUAUGAUAAUGAUUUUAGAGAGAUUGAUCCAUUUGAAACAGUGUCAUCUGUAUUAGCUGAUAAACAUUGUUCAGUUGAUACUGUGGAUAUCCAUUAAAGAUCUCCUCUUCAUUAUGCCGCCAUGAGAGGAAGUGUAAUCUCAGGAAGAUACAUGAUUAAAAUGAAGGCUCCCAUUGAUGUACCUGAUAAAUAUGGCAACACUCCACUGGCUUUGGCAUUCUUAUGUGGUCACUCUAAUUUCUGCACCAUGCUUAUAGAUAAUAAGGCAGAUGUCAAUAGAUACGCAACUGUUGUUGAUUAUGAGAAGAUUAGAAGGGAGGAAAGGAAGAAGAUUAAGGAGAGAAUUGAAAGGGGAGAGGCAAUAGAAUAGGAAGACGAAUUUGCGAGUGAUGAAGAAGAAGAAGAAAACGAAGACUAAGGCUAAGGAGAAGAGGAAGAUGAUAAUGGACUAUAUGGAGGUGCUAGAACCAAAUAGACUGCCAGAAAGUCAUAUGGAGGAAAGGCUCCAAUUAAAAGGAUGGCUGCAGUUGCAGCAAGACCAUAUUAUGGAAAUCAUCAAUAAGGCAAAACUUAAAAACGAGUCAAAGUUUAUUUAUUGCAAUCAACCAAAUUCCCAGUAGGAACUUAUUCUUAUUUUAAAUUAGCCAUCAAAUAGGGUUGGUAAGGAUUGGCAUACUUAUUGAUUUCAGAUGGCUAUGAUUUACAAAGGGCAAUUGAAGAUGCAAUAAUGGAGGAGCAAUUCAAACUAGUUCGUACUUUAUUGAUGAAAGUGAAAGAUGAUGAAAUUGUAUAGAAGUAAAACAAAAAUAAAUAAAACCUUUUCCAUAUUUUCUCAAUAAAGGGUAGGUAGUGUACAGAUGAGAUCUCUUUAAUGAUUGCUGAUGAAUUAGCAAGCAGACAAGUAGAUAGAAAUGCUAAGGAUGACUAGAAUAAUACUCCAUUACAUUAUGCUGCUCAAAAUGACUUUUUUGGAAUGAUUUAAUAUUUGUUGUAAUCAGAUAGUGAUCCAAAUUGUUACAACAAUGAUUAGAACACUCCAUUUUCUAUUAGAUUGUAAGAAAAGUACAAAGCCUUGGUAUCUGAUGUAGAGUUAUAACACUGGAAGGAUAAGAAAACCAAUUUAAAUGUGAAAUUUAAGGUUAAAGGAAAGGAUUAUUAAAUAACUCCAAUUUUGUACUUGAUCUAGGAAUAUCAUUUGGAGGAUGUGAUAAUCCUCAAUAAAUUUACAGAUGCUGGUUGUGAUAUCAAUGAAAAGACUGAGAACGGAGAAACAUCAUUAAUGUUAGCUAUUAAAAUAAAUUCCUUGAAGUUGGUCAACUAUAUAUUGAAUCAUCCUUAGUUUAAGGUUGCUCUUCACGCUCAAGAUUCGUAGAAUAGAACGCCUAUUCAUUAUGUGGUAUAGCCACUUGAAUUUGGAUCAUAUGAAAACAUUGAGAUGUUGUAAAUAUUGUCAAAGUAAUUUGAUAUCAAUCAAGCUGAUAAACUUGGUAGAACUCCUUUGGAUUAUGCUAAUGAUCAAGAUUCAGGAACCAUGGCUGAAGUUCUUAAGAAAUUGAAUGCUAAAGAAGGCAAGAAGUAAAAGCAGCCUAGACUCCCAACCAGUGUUAUUUCUCAAGCAUAAUGGGUAGAGGAAGAGAUUGAUGUUGAGGCAGAUGCUUAGAAAUUCUUGGAUUAAAAUGGUGAAUAAUUGGAUGAUUCAAAAUAAGACACAAGAAAAAUAGUGGAUAGUCGAGCUACUUCAUCUGGGAAGGUUGAAGUGUGGAUAGACAAAGAAUCUGGUCCAUAUUCGUUAUAGAUGACUAAAGUGGAUAUUGGAAAUGGCAUCUAUUCGGAGAAUGUCUUCUAUAAGAUGCAACUCUUACAUGAAAUAAACAGAAAUGUGUUUAUACUCUUCACAAGAUGGGGAAGAAUUGGUACAGGUGGAUAGCAUCAAUUGACACCUUUUGAAAAUGCAGAAGAGGCUAUUAAGGAGUUCAAUAAGAUAUUCCAUUCUAAGACUGGAGGGAAUGAUUGGAAGAAGGUUUCAUCAGGAGAAGAGCCUUUUGAGAAAAAGCCAGGAAAAUAUUAAUUGAUUAAUUUCAAGAAUGUUAAAAAUUACAAGACCUUACUUAAUCCAUUCGAUUUUAGCAAGAAGAGUCCUUAUUAACAAUGCAAUUUAGAAAAAGCAAUCAGAAGGUUCAUGUUGCAAUUUGUCUAAGUUAAAUUGUACAACAAGGAUUUAUAGUAAUUCCAUAUUGAUUUGGAUUCUAUGCCUAUUGAAAGACUAGAUAGAAAGCAAUUGGAAGCAGCUAAGGCUAUUUUGAAUGAAUUAACAGAUUGUGUGGAAGAUCUACAAAAACUCAGAUAAACUGGAGAUCUUGAUAUUAAGAAGAUACAAAACAUAUUUAAUGAAAUUUGUGAUAAAUCAAGCAGAUUUUAUGAAUUCAUUCCAAACCUCUUCCCUCCAUUGGAUUCAGUUGAAGCAAUAAAUCAAAAGUUGUUGUUAAUUGAAACCUUACUUAACUUUGAAAUCACUUCUAAAAUCCUAUUGGGUGCUCAUCUUGUGAAAUAGACAAUUAAUCCAUUAACUUAUUGUUUCAAUGCUCUCAAUGUUAGAGUAGUUACUCUACCAAAAGAGCAUCCUGAAUUCAAAUUGAUAGUCUAAUAUAUCAAUUAAUCCCAACAAGCAAAGGUGUCCAAUAUCUUUGCAGUUGAGAGAAGAGGAGAAGCUGAAAGAUUUGAGCACAAUAAACAACAUAACAGAAUGCUCUUAUGGCAUGGUUCUAAAAUAUCAAAUUUCAUGGGUAUUCUGGCUUAAGGACUUAGAGUGGCACCUCCAUGGGCUUUUAAUACCGGAACUAUGUUUGGAAAAGGUAUCUACUUUGCAGAUAUGUUCUAAAAGUCAUUUGGUUAUACUGAGGAUUGGUCUCUCUAUUACAACACAUAUAAUGGACUUUUCUAAUAAAAUGGAUAUUACGACAGAUCAAAUAAUGCUAAGAAAGAUGAGCAAGAUGAAAUUCAAAGAUACAGAUACAUGUUAUUAUGCGAAGUGGCUGUAGGAAAAACUUUGAAUCAAUAUAAUCCUGAAUACAUUACCAAUCUAGACAAAUAAUACUAGUCUGUCAAAGGAUGUGGAAGACGAGGACCUGAUUACAACUAGUCAGUGAUUUUGUCAAAUGGAUGUAAGGUGCCUGUUGGAUAAUGCAUUGACUAUCCAUAACCUAAGAAGAAGGAUAAGGAAGGAAAUCCAGUUCGCUUUUAACUUUAGCACAAUGAAUACAUAGUCUAUGAUGAGACCAAAGUGAAGGUCAGAUAUAUGGUUUAACUGGACACAAAAGAUACUAUUGACGAGUAUUGA
Molecule: messenger RNA, 7614 nt
Organism: Paramecium tetraurelia
Lineage: Eukaryota; Ciliophora; Oligohymenophorea; Peniculida; Parameciidae
Exons: 7
Molecular function (GO): protein binding; NAD+ poly-ADP-ribosyltransferase activity
Source: RefSeq, a predicted model, not a curated record